AACAAAAAAGAAGAGUAAUUAUAGUUAUAAAAAAAUGGCUUCUAAGUCCUCUUUCCUAUGUUUUUUCUUCUGUUUUCUCUUUCUUUGCCAGAUCAGCUUCGCUCAAAGAUUUGAGCGACAGCAGUUCUGGCAAAGGCUGCAGGAUCAGCAGCAGCAUCGGGCACUCAGGUCCAAGACCGAGUGCCAGAUUGAGCGUUUGAACGCUCAAGAACCAAACCGUAGGUUUGAGUCCGAGGCGGGUGUAGUUGAGUUCUGGGAUGCUACCCAAGAACAGUUUGAGUGCGCCGGAAUUCAAGCCGUUAGGCAUGAGAUCCGGCGCAACGGGCUUUUGUUGCCUUACUAUAGCAACACUCCCCAGCUCAUCUAUAUUGUUCAAGGAAGUGGAGUUCAUUCAACAAUAUUCCCAGGCUGCGCCGAGACAUUUGAAACAGAGUCGCCACUUGAUCGUAGGGCGCGGUCAGGAGAUAGAGGGCAGAGAUCACUCGAUCGUCACCAGAAAGUUAGGCGUUUUCGGGCGGGAGAUAUUCUUGCAUUGCCUGCUGGAGUUACUCAUUGGACAUACAAUGAUGGUGAAGAACCUAUUAUUAGUGUCUCACUUAUUGACACUUCUAAUGUUGCCAAUCAACUUGAUCUCACAUUCAGGAAAUUCUUCCUAGCUGGGAAUCCUCAACGUGGUGUACAAGAACAAGUAUUAGGAAGACAACAAGAGACAGGCAGCCAAUAUGGAAGAAGAGGAUCUGAACAAGAGAAAGGAGGCAACAUGUUAAGUGGAUUUGAUGCUCAAGUUCUCUCCGAGGCAUUCAAUGUAGACGUUGAGGUUAUACGAAAGAUCCAGGAACAGGCCCCCGAGAGGGGCGUUAUUGUCCAGGCUGAGAACCUACGGUUCCUCCUCCCGGAGGCUAAAGAAGAAGAAGAAGAAAGAGAAUGGCAUAGUAGAAGAGGAAUCCCUCUUAAUGGAUUGGAAGAAACUUUUUGCACAAUGAAGUUGAGGGAGAACAUUGGCCGUCCUUCUAGGUCUGACGUGUACAAUCCACGUGGCGGACGCAUAAGCACCGUCAACAGCAACACUCUCCCCGUCCUUAACUGGCUCCAGCUCAGCGCUGAGAGAGGAACCCUCUACAACAAUGCUAUAGUGGCACCACAUUGGAACAUGAACGCUCACUCAAUCAUCUAUAUCAUCCGUGGAAGUGGCCGGUUCCAGGUGGUUGGGAACGCGGGGAAGUCUGUGUUUGAUGAUGAGGUGAGGCAGGGGCAACUUAUCGUCGUGCCUCAAAACUUUGCUAUAGUGAAGAAGGCAGGGGAGCAAGGGCUCGAUUACAUCGCUUUCAAGACCAAUGACAACGCGAUGAUUAGCCCGUUAGCCGGACGUUUAUCGGCUAUCAGAGCCAUGCCAGAGGAAGUCCUCAUGAAUUCAUACCAAAUUUCAAGGCAAGAGGCUAAGAGCUUGAAGUAUAAUAGGGAUGAACUUAGUGUUUUUGGACCAAGAGCUAGGUCUAGCAGGCAAUAUGCCUAAAUGUAACAUUAU
Solanum stenotomum is the source of this 1525-nucleotide messenger RNA. Its product is annotated as 11S globulin seed storage protein 1-like. Gene Ontology annotation, molecular function: nutrient reservoir activity. Lineage: Eukaryota; Viridiplantae; Streptophyta; Magnoliopsida; Solanales; Solanaceae. The record is from RefSeq and is a predicted model, not a curated record. The coding region runs from base 35 to 1513 and encodes 492 amino acids. The transcript has 4 exons.